Molecule: messenger RNA, 1506 nt
Organism: Dichomitus squalens LYAD-421 SS1
Lineage: Eukaryota; Fungi; Basidiomycota; Agaricomycetes; Polyporales; Polyporaceae
Exons: 6
Coding region: 195-1067 (290 amino acids)
Source: RefSeq, a predicted model, not a curated record
GCGCUUUCCUCUGCACCUCAUCGCCUGUGCCCUAGCAGUGCGCUGUCACUCCUUGUGACGCGAGGGGCGGCCCAUCGGCACCAUUCAGUCCUUGCUAUAAAGACCUUGUACGACUCUGCGUCAAGGAACCCGCUCGCUCCUUGGAUCCCGACUACGACUCCCUUGUCUUCUACUUCUUCCCUUACGUCCCAGUCAUGCAAUCCUCAUCGGCUGUGAUGCCUUCGACCACACGUCGCGACUUCCUGGGGCACACUUCUGGCAGUCGGCAAAUGCCUUUGGAUCUGAUCUACGAAGACCACCCCUAUGAGCACGCCGACUACAAGUCUUACUCCCCAGACUCCCCAAAUUCCCCGUCGUCCACCCAUUCCGGCCCCUAUGAGAGACAAUACGUACACACAACCACGCCAUACACGUAUAGCCCUCAUGGCGUCCCCAACCACACUAGCGGUUGGCAACCUUCCAUAGCUGAUCUCCGGAUGACUCGCCCUCGCAGCACCUUUCCCCACAUGAAUGCCGCACCUUACGACUUACCAAGGGACGGGCACCGUUCUCUGCCUCCGUAUUCUGGCAUGGAAAGCGACUCUUACCGCACGACGCCUUCCUUCUCACCAUCGUACUCGAACAUAGCGAAUGCUGGUCGGUAUGCUGGCGGUGUGCUUGGGCAAUCUACCACAGGCUACUCCUACGCAUGUGUGGACCAGCUGAGCUCUGCCGUGUCUACGAAUCACGGCCAUCCUAGCGAGCCACGAUGCGAGUGGGAGUCCCAGCACUGUGGCAUGCUCCUGGAGGAUUCUAGUCCUGCAGGCAUCGCGCGACACUUGCGUCAGUACCACAGCGUGGCUGUGACGGACAAUCGCAACCGCGGCGUGUGCCUCUGGGGCGGGCGCUGCGGCAAGGACAUGUAUCCCUCCAGCUUUGGGAAGCACAUCGCGGAGUGCCACCUCCGCAACAUGACAAAACAGUGUCCGCACUGCGGAUCUGACUUCGCGCGCGCCGACACCCUCUCUCGGCACAUCAAGGCCUUCUGCCCUAACACUGCGGGGGGGCGGGUUCACUCUAGCGGCUGAUUCUAUCGCUCUGGAGUCGUGUCAUGCUGGAUCGAUGGCUAGGCUGGCUCGCGUCUGCUUGUCCCUUGACUGCGGAGAUUGAGGCUCGUAUGCUCGCUCUUCUUGACCGCUAACUUACAUGGCUCCCACAAGCUGGCGUUUCGGUUUCUCGGGCUCUCUCGUUCUCGGGAUAGUGUAAAUGCUCCGAUAUAUGUGGCCACCAGCUCGGCACGCUCCCUUCUCGAUACUGUCGCUCCACUCUAACGCCCCACUCUAACGUCCUGGGAUUUGAGACCCUUGUCCAAUCGUAUUGUACAGUAUGGCGUCUUGGUUUCUCUCGUGCGUCUUAAGUUGAUGUCCUGGAGGAAUCGGCCCCUGGUGGUCCGGGGUCUCGAGGCCAUUGCACGCACCACGGUCCUUGUUGGCAGUACGUAGCUUGGUAUACUAUGGCAACUACAGC